This is a messenger RNA of Hylaeus anthracinus, 9342 nucleotides long. It is a transcript of the gene rk, whose product is annotated as lutropin-choriogonadotropic hormone receptor. Lineage: Eukaryota; Metazoa; Arthropoda; Insecta; Hymenoptera; Colletidae. Gene Ontology annotation, biological process: G protein-coupled receptor signaling pathway. The coding region runs from base 346 to 3423 and encodes 1025 amino acids. The record is from RefSeq and is a predicted model, not a curated record. Gene Ontology annotation, cellular component: membrane. The transcript has 13 exons. Gene Ontology annotation, molecular function: G protein-coupled receptor activity; protein-hormone receptor activity; protein binding.
GGGGAGCGGCAUGAGCGCGAGCGAGAGAGGGGCGAAUCAGUGCGCAGCGAUUCACGUAGCGCGCGGCGGUCAGUCGGUAAACGUCUUCCGUGGUGCGCGGAUUCCUGACUCGCGUCGUGAGACGAGUGCGCGCGUGUAUGUUCGUUUGAGCUUCGACGAGCUUCGCAAGCACCCCGCACGUCGCGUUAUCCUUCGUACACGGCAGAAAGCCCGAAGCCAACUGUCUUCUCGCUGGUCGAGGGGACAACGGUCCCGAUGCGCUACUGAUACGAUGCUGUGAAGUGUCAAAAACGUGUCCUGGGCGCGGCGACUCCGGCGGAAGGAAAAACUAUCAAGCUGGCCGGCAUGUGCACGCAGUCCUCCCGCGGCACUGCUGCUGCUCUUGUCAUCCUGGCGAUGUUCCUCUGCCGGAUUUGCUCCGCCGAGAAGCAACCGGGAUCCUCGAGGGGACCCGUCUUGGAAACCUGCAACAUCACCGCCGAUGGACGCGAGUUCACCUGUCGCGGGGCUGGAUUCCUCUCCAUCCUCGAGCCCCUCGAUGCCGGCGUACUUCCAUCCACUGUCAAUCUCACCAAACUAGACCUAACGAGCAACAACAUAACAGACAUUCCAGUCCGUGCCUUCCAUCGAAUUUCCAGUCUUGAAGUGUUAUUACUCCGACGAAAUCGUUUGCACACGAUCGCCGACGAUGCAUUCACAAACUUAACGAGCCUUCGAGUAUUGGAGCUCGAUGACAAUUAUUUAACAAAAAUUCCGACCGCGAUCGUAAACCUCUCUGGCCUUGAAGACCUGUCCCUCUCCAACAACCGCAUCGAGACCCUGGAGGAGCGCGCCUUCCAAAGCGCUGGCAAUCUGCUGUCCCUCGACCUGCGCGGGAAUCCCAUCAAGGAAAUACACGGGAACACCUUUCGAAACCUACGGAAGCUCCGCAAGCUGAUCCUCUCGAACUUGAAGGAGUUACGAACGUUUCCAAACCUGAACGGAACACGAUCGUUGGAGAUACUGAGGUUGGACCGUGCCCAGGUGACCAACGUACCGGCCGAUCUUUGCGAGCAGUGUCCAAAAUUGAAAAGUCUGGACAUGAAGUCGAACUACCUCACGGACCUACCCGACCUUCGAAACUGUAGUGAUCUGCGCGUCUUAGAUUUGGCCAGUAAUCAGAUCUCCUCGUUGCUGGACGAGCCGUUCCAAGGACUACGUAUGCUGCACGACCUCCUCAUCUCCAACAACAAGCUGCGAGUCAUCUCCGGCGACGCGUUCGUCGGCUUGCCGAGGCUGCAGGUGCUAGACCUGGAGAGCAACUACAUAGAGUACAUACAUCCCGACGCGUUCAAGGAGACCAAGCAUCUGGAGGACCUAAAUCUCGGGAACAACGUGUUCCCUGCCCUGCCAACCUUGGGACUCUCGGGGUUGCUGCACCUCAAGACCUUCAACAACCCAGCGCUCAGAGAGUUUCCCUCGCCCGAUAGAUUUCCGCGCGUCCAAACGAUGGUGCUCUCGUACGCCUAUCACUGUUGCUCGUUUCUCUCCAUGGAGGUGGAGGACCCGGUGACCAAGUCCUCCGUCCAAGAGUCGAUCUUGUUCCCCACUGACAACGAGUUCGACAUGAGUCUGUGGAACUCGAGCUUUUCCGAUAUAUGGCCGCAGCACAAUAACAUGACCGACAAAUUCGGCUCGCAAAUAAAUGAACUUUGGGCUAACUUUGGUUCAGAUUUUACGUACCCUGGUAACCUGCCCUCAUAUGUUGAGGAUUAUUUUGAAGAGCAGAACAGCCGAGCUACGCUGCCAGCUCAGACACUGCCUUCUCACGUUCAGUGCCUACCUCAACCUGGUCCCUUUCUGCCGUGCCAAGACCUAUUCGACUGGUGGACGCUCCGAUGCGGCGUAUGGGUGGUCUUUCUGCUCGCGAUGCUUGGAAAUGGAACGGUGGUGUUCGUAUUAAUAUUCUCCAGGAGCAAAAUGGACGUCCCGCGAUUUCUGGUUUGCAACUUGGCCGCCGCGGACUUUUUCAUGGGUAUUUAUUUAGGUCUCUUGGCAGUGGUAGACGCCUCCACCCUUGGGGAGUUCCGAAUGUACGCCAUUCCUUGGCAGAUGUCCGCCGGAUGCCAGCUGGCCGGCUUCCUGGGUGUUCUGAGCUCCGAGUUGAGCGUUUACACCCUGGCGGUGAUCACUCUGGAGAGGAACUACGCCAUAACUCACGCGAUGCACUUGAACAAGCGGUUGUCGUUGAAGCACGCGGGCUACAUAAUGACAGUGGGCUGGGGCUUUGCUUUGGCGAUGGCUACUCUGCCUCUGUUCGGUGUCUCGGACUACAGGAAGUUCGCGAUAUGCUUGCCGUUCGAGACGAACGGCAACGCUGCUCUCACGUACGUGAUCUUCCUGAUGCUGAUCAACGGUGUAGCCUUCCUGAUACUGAUGGGAUGCUACCUGAAGAUGUACUGCGCGAUCAGGGGUUCCCAGGCGUGGAACUCGAACGACUCUCGCAUAGCGAAGCGAAUGGCGCUGUUAGUGUUCACGGACUUUCUCUGCUGGUCCCCCAUAGCGUUCUUCUCCCUGACGGCCACCUUCGGAUUGCAGCUGGUCUCCCUGGAACAGGCGAAGGUGUUCGCCGUGUUCGUACUACCGUUGAACUCCUGCUGCAAUCCGUUUCUAUACGCGAUCCUGACCAAGCAGUUCAAGAAGGACUGCGUGCUGAUAUGCAAGGCGAUCGAGGAGUCUAGAGUGACUAGGGGGAUCGGCAGAUGCCGGCACAGUUCAAAUUUCAGCAACCGACAGACCCCGGUGAACACUAACAGCCUGGUGGACAGGUCCUCGCGCGACAAUCAGACGCCCUGCGCGUGCAACGCGAGACUAUUGGAGACCGGACAGUGCUCCGGUUACCGACGAUGGGGCACCAGAAUACUGUGGCCAUGCGCGAAGAACCCUCGGCCGCGUCACGCGCGCAGCGACCAGUACGCUUACCAGAUCGCGGAGAUCCAACAGAAGCAGCACAAAAGAGCCUCCUCGGUCUCCUCCAGCGAGAACUUCUCCUCGUCGAGAUCGGACUCUUGGAGGCAGACCCACCAUUGUGGAAUCCCGUUGCGGCUGCUAGACCCCAAAAGAAGGGCGUCGUCCUGGCUGAUCACCAGGAAACCGUCUCAAGACUCCAAUCUCAGUUCGUCUAGAAACGACUCGUCCGGUUCCGCCACCACUGCUAGCACCAGCACGUGGAGGAUAUCCAGAUCUAGCGCGUCGUUGGAGAUAAACGCGCGGAACACGCCCAGACCGGCCAGGUCGAAGCCAAGACUGACGCGUCAGCUGGCGAUCCAGGAACCAGAACCACCGGGAUCACCUAGCAGACUAGCCGUCAGGCUACUCGCCACGAUACCCUCCGCGGCAGAGACCAGCGAUCAGCAGGACGACGAGAACACGCCACAGAAUUAGAGAUAUUGCGUACGAGUGCGUGUGUGUAUGCCACUGUGUGUAUGUGCGUAUACCUUUCAGGGAUUAGUCGAUCCUGAAGGAUCGUAAGACCGGGUCUCGUUGCUCCUGAACGGUUUCAGUAUUAGAAGAGUGGUAGUUGACGAGUGUGAUCGCAUGCUGGAGCUUUGGAGAAGCAAGGGACAUUGGCGAAGAGAGGAAUGUUAUAUCGUAAAAUUACUCGCGCAAGUUUUCGUAGACAUCGUAGACGGUCCAAGGCCAAGAUAGCGAAAGACCAAUCUACCUUUACUGACCGUCCGUUACACGCGCAGAUAAGCGAUUCGAUUGCACCCUGAGGGUGUAAUCGACGCAUCCAAUAGUCAUAUUUGUUAAAUACUGCCAAGGAUUACAGUGUCUCGGGAAACAAUAGCCUAUCGCAAGACUCGAAUCCGUUGUUUACGAGAGACUGGUUCUGUAUCUUUGUUUCAGAUACGGUGAAUCCCAUUUUCACGUGACAAAAUCAGCACUGCCAAGUUGCGGGGAAUCCCCAGCACUGAAUAAACAGUGUAAUGAUUCUAAAGUAAUGAUUCUAUUGCUUGAGAGAUAAACAAUCGUCACUUGAAAACGUGAAUCACUGUAAGAGACGAAUCCAAGACGAUGUCUCUCUUUGAAAAAGAUGAUUCCUAGACUGGUCAAUUUUUUUAGUGGGUUUUAGCAUAAAAGAGACCUCGAAGACCGUAAGUUUAAAUCCGUGACAUUGGAACUCGACGUUCUGUAUAGUUUUGGAUUAAGAAUAGAACGAUGAAGUAUUUAUUGAUAAAUUAAAAGGAUACACGACGUGUUUGUUUUCUUUCUUUUCGCGAGGAAAUCACUCGGCUCCGCCGCUGAUGAGCGCUUCUAUCGAAAAACGCGUGAACCGUUCGAGAGGAAAUCUUCUGUCGCUAGAUCAGUAUUCAAGGAGGGAUCCGUUGUAUAAUAUUUCGAUUGUUAAUAGGUGCGUUUGCGUUAUUAUAAGACUGACGGUUUAUACAAUUCGUCCCGUAAACUUGUAACCGAUUUCUAGCUGAAAAUCGGGUCACGUAACGUACAGGGUGUCCUAUAUAAAAUGUUACAAACGGUUUCCUUGGGAACUAACGAAGCUUAAGGUGGAAGGUGUUGUUAAUUUUUUACUAGAUUCAAUGGACUUCCUUUUUCCUAACAACGACCGUUGUUAGUUUCUAAGAAAACGACUUGUGACAUUUUGUACGACAUACCCUGUAUAUGGUUCGCAACAAGUUCCGCAAUACUAGUAAUAAACGAUUAAUUCUCGAUUAAUUUAUUGAUUAAACGAUGGUUUGUUCAUCGCUACGGUGGUCGAUAAAUUCUCGAGUAAACUGUGAUCACAUUUAACAGAAAUUUGAACAUCUUUUGCUAACCAUUUUAUAUAUCGUAUUGUACAUAGAGUUAUCGCAACGACAUAAAUAUCCGAAAGUUUAUUUAUUACGAAGUGUGGAAAGAUAAUAUUAUACAGAACCGAUGGGGAAUAUCAAACGUUGACUGUAAUCGUUGAACAAAUUACCCAUGAUUCAUUUUUCUAACUACCUCUGCAUUGUGAAUACUUAAGGUUUUGAGUCUUAUAUAUUUAUUACAUAACCGAAAGGAUAUGAUUAGUAUAGCUAAGCUCCGGCGAAACAACGUAACAUUAAUUUAUCAUCUAUGAAAGUUACAAUAUCAAUGCAAAACAACUGCCAACAAGUUAACGUACGUAAUUAAUCGUUAGUUUAAUAGACGAUACAGAAUAAUAGUUACUAGGAGUAAUAUCAUUACAAUUACAAGUUUUAAAGUUCAUCUAGAAUGUUAAAAACAAAAGCUAUCGCAAUGGCGAAGCUCUCUGAGAAUUUAUGGACCACCUUAAUAAUCGUGGAGAUAAAAGAUUCGCAAGUGCAGCUAAGUUAAUCGAUUGUUAGGUUACAGUUAGAUCGUUCUAGCCUAAAAAUUAUUAUAAGAUCGUUAUACAGGGUGGCACGAAAACUAUCACCGCCAAAGUGUCCGAGUGUAAGAGAGCUAUUGCGAAACACUAGCGCCAAUAAGAUGUAGCAUAAGUCUUGUCGACGCUACUGUUUCCUUGUAGUCAAUUCUGCAACAUGUAACUUUUCUUAGAAUCUCUUUCUAACUCUUGUCGCUCGUCUGUGGUAUUUUGAUGACCACCCUGUAGUGUGCAAAUGUUUAUACGCGGUAGAGACGCUUAUAGUAUUACCACUUACCGGACUCGUUCUGUUGUUGAAUGCGUUGAUUCGUUUCUUCGCCGUUUUCGUUGUUUUCACAGCAACCGUUUGCUGCAUCCAUUUUUUUUUUUUUGAGCGUCGUUUCGCCUGCUCGACGAACGCGAUUUGCGUGUGUGUCCGAACCGAACUAUUUAAUAACGUUUUUCUAAUAAAACUGUGCAUUACGAUAAAACAGGUUGUCGAAACUUCAUUGUCGUCGUUCCUGUGAAACAAAAAGCGACUUGACGACGAGUAGCGAUGGAACCGAGCGUAUCGCAAACAGUGUCAACGCACGGUGGACAUACUCGUGAGACUGAAAAGAUAAAAACAAGGAGCCGUUUUAACAGCAUUAUGGGCUCCUCGUUAAAUUUAUCUCCUUUAUUAAAACGGCACUGGAUUGGAGUUGACUCUGCCGAUUUUCUUCGUUGGAAUUCCUUUAUUUUUGAAAAAUCUGUCUGUCGCGAUACAAGGAAGGAAGACCUGUCUCGCUUUCGAAGCGGCGACCAACAAUAUAAUAGUAAUCAUUAUUUAAAUACUUAUCUAAAAUAAAUUCGACUUUGAAUAGUUCAACGUGGUUGUCGCGAAUACUUGUGUCCACUGGCCAAAAAUAUCAGACCACUUGUUGUCGUUCUCGAAAUGAUAACUUGGUAGUUGUUUGAUAACGAUAAAUAACUGUCCUAACGGGUGUUUAGAUGAAAAAUAAUCAGACAAUGUGGUAUACAAUUUGUUCCUUUAUUCGUUUGUUUUCGAGAAAAACUAUCUUAAAGAUUGGAUGGGGCACGCCGUUGCGACGCCAUUGCGACGCCAUUUUGGAGAGCUACCAACGUUGUGCACAUUCAAGUUGGUUUUUCUCGACGAGGAAGUAAUAUCGAGGUAUGAUCUUAUAUUUUUGGCCAGUAGCGUAUAUAAAUAUUCUGAAGUAACGUGUACCACUUUCACACUGUACAUGCAUUUUUACCUCUCUCUCUCUCUCAUAUAUACACGCAUACUCUCUCUUUCAUUCUGUCUCUAACAAUAAUCAGUAACUCACUGUGAUCUUACUGUUUAGGUUAGGACGCUACUCACCGAUCCACCAAGGAUCUCCCUCACUCGUGUUCAGUUUUCGCUUUUCGUAGGUACAGAAAACACUCAGAGUCCCAAAGAAACGUCUACUUUUUCAAACGAAAAUCGUCGCGAACUCCGUGGACUGAAUUAUUUUAUCGAUUGCAGAUGAACACGGUCCCGAAAGCGUAAGGAUUAAAAGCAACGCCAGCCGCCAAACAAUUUUUCGCAAUCGGAAACAAGCUGCGAUAAUUGGUACUUAACGGGUCGAUACGAAGUAAGACACUAAACGAAGCUGACACAUUUUAUUCUCAUACAUUUGUCUGAUGUUCGCUCUGAUUACACGUUCCUACACGCUGGUCUCUCCAAUUAUUAAUUAAUUCUUAAUUAAUUAUUAACCGAGCCUAGAGAAUCGUGUAGAUACUUUCGAUCACGUAUUACGCGUGUACGUUAAUCGAAUUUGGUCCACGAAACUUCAGAUUUCUCCGUCUAUUGCUCUCUUGUACGAUACACGUUCUUACAUAAUUUUCUAUACGUAACAAUCUUCCGCGAGUCGAAUAUUACACUUAAAAAUGACAAAAACCGAGAGAACCUCUCGACGACGAGGGGAUAAUUCUUCAAGUUGCGAACAAGCUAUUUCAUUAUCAUUUUGAAUAUGUAAAUCUUUGAAACGCUUUUAAUAACCAAUGUAAUUGCUUGUUCCCUACGGGAAGAAUUACUUUGUUACAAAUUAUUGAUUUAGCACGCUGUCUUUCGGACAAGCUUUUAUCUUUCAUGGCAGAAUAGAGGGAUUUUAAGUUACGUUUGCGAAAGUGUAGGAUGAUACAAUGCCCAAUGCCUGAAUCAGUCGAUUUACUUUCCAGAUCGCAUAAUCCCGCGGUUCGUUCGAUCAGGCCCCUGAGAUACAAAUGUGUCAGUUUGCCAACUGGGAGAGAGGAGCGAACUAAAAUUGUUAACCCGAACAAUAAGAAGCCGGCAAAAGGAAUGCGCGUCAUCGCGUAAGAAACAGAGGGUUUGCACGUGCGAAAGACUAUUGGCGCCAGUUUUUUUCUCUCGUAAACAAUAAGCGUACUUCUGCUCGCGAGGUUACGUCUGACUCAGAAUCGAACGUAAAUUAAGAAAUAAAAUUUUGCAUCGAUCGAAGACUGCUAAAAACUGUGUAAAUAAACUGAUGUCAACAAUGUCUGCAUACGUGGAAACCCCGCGGAACGCUUCGGAGGAAGGUUAAGCUUCGUUCCCCGCGAAGGGUGGGGACGCGUAUAGUCGCAAUGGUCAACCAAAUCCACUAAUCUUAACCAGGUAAAAUUGUAAUACACGCCAACGUAACACAUGAAACGGGUACAUCGGGUAGCACAAGAGAAAAUAAAAGCAGAAGUAUAAUCGUAGCUUAAUGGUUCCCUAAGGGCGGUGCAUCGUGCAUCCAGGAACCGAGUAAAAUGAAAUCGGGUAACAAAGCGUUUGUGUGAAUCCACCGUGGCUUCGGUUUCUCCUCUGAACAUUGGCCAGGCUCGUUCGACUCUAGUCGUCCUUCGCUCGAGGAGAAACAGACCCACGGAAGUAAAUCGUUGCGAUGACUCCUAACAGAAUUGCCUAGCGACUUUGCGCAUCGUGUGACAACGUUGACGAAACUCGGGUAAAUACUUAUCACAUUAUCCCUUACACGUAGAUACAAGUUUCAGAGAGUUCCAGCCUCACCGCGUUUAAGCUUCUACGCGUGUAGACGUAUAUAUUUAAAAAAAAAAAAAAAAAAAGAAUAGGAUAAGAAACCGCUUUAUCAGUGUCACUUGCCGCGCUGAGCGAAGAAACGGAGGGCGGGGGGAAGAGGAAUCACGUAACAUACGUAACGGGGAAGCAAUAAUAAGUUAAUUCUAAUUCUCUAAUCUCUAAAAAUGAAGUACAACAAGGUGUCGCGAUACUAUAGUAUAGUUGGGAUAUUUAAAAAAAAAGUAAACGACGCACGAGUUAACCCUUUGCACUCCUGAAGGCAACUGCCCAGGCACUUAGAGUCGUUCUACUAUAAUUAAUAAAAUAAAUGUAAUAUUCCCAUUAAAUUAUGUUACUUCAUAUAUACCUAUGUUUAGUUGAUAUAAACUUAAAGUUCGAGAAAAGGUCGUAAAAACUAACAAAUUGUCGAGAUUCCUAAGGAACGAACUGUCCUUGGAGUUCACUACACACGCUUAGCCCAAUAGCUUUGGAGUGCAACGGGUUAAAAGUCGGAACGCGACCAUAAAAUGCCUUCUCGAGUCGUGACGUUGUCUAUUAUACGGGGUAAGCACAAUUUUCGUCGCGCUUUUUUCGUCUCCUUUCCGCGCUGUUAUAAUCCCCUGAGGUCCUGUUGGGAUGUUCGGUAUUCGAACGGCUUCGGAAUCCGCCGACUGAUAUACACCUAAUAAUACUUGGAAGUCUCUUAAUACAAAUUCGUCUAAAAAAAGUGAGCCUUGGUAAACGUAGCCUUAGAAAUUAUUGCUUUGCAACGACGCACUAUUUACAAUUCCAUCGGUCUUGAUAUAGUAAAGCUGCUGGACCUCAAAGGAUUAGAGUCGUAGACUGAUUAUUGUACCUGGUGAUCCCAUGAGCGAUGCCGAACAACGAGAUACGUGGAAAAGGUUGAAGAUGAGCUUUGCGUCGGUACAUUCAUGAAGUUAGAGACAACCUGAGU